AGAGAAGGCACCCAAGGGCGAGACGGGACGGGACGGGACAGGACAGCGGCAGAAAGAGGCGCUGGGGAGAGAGGGAGCGCGGACUCCGCUGACCUGUCUGCCAGUCUCCCACUCUCCAGCCCCGGGCGGGGGUUCAGACUUUGGAACCGGACGAUGACCUCCCCUCUGCUGCUGGUUCUCUGGCUGCACGGCUGCGUCCUGGCGGCCGGGCUCCGCGCCUUUGUCCCGGGCUCCGGGAUGCGGUCCAAGUCGGUGCAAAUUGAAGCCGAGCUCUCUCGCUACCUGCACACCGUCAGCCCUCGGUUCCUGUCGGUGGCGCUGGACGCCUCUCUGCUCCGGCAACAUGCUCUGGAUCUGUUGCGAUCAGAGAAACUAAUCACUUUAACAAGAGCCCUGUCACCUGGAUAUCUGAGGUUUGGCGGAACUGGAGCUGACUUUGUUCUAUUUGAACCAAAUGAUACUCGAUUUUCACCUUAUGACCAUAGCUGGAAGUCUCCAAAAACACAAGAUGACUGUCUAAGUCUGCUUCCUUUGAAACUGGAAAAGUAUCUGAUGCAUCUUUGGAGUUUGAAAGCACCUCUCAUGGUGAAAAAUGAAUUCCAAAACGAUUUUAAGAACAUUACAAUUUCAGGAGGAUCCUUGGACACCUUGUACAGUUUUGCAAGUUGCUCUGGGCUUCAUUUAAUCUUUGGACUUAAUGCCUUAUUAAGGAAAAAUCAUGUAUGGGACAGUUCAAAUGCUCAAAAGCUCCUUAAGUACUGUGCAUGGAAACAAUAUAACAUGUCCUGGGAACUUGGCAAUGAACCCAACAGUUUUAGAAGGAAAGCAGGUAUAAAAGUUCGUGGCACCCAGCUUGGAAAGGACUUCCAGCACCUGUAUAGUCUACUGCACAUGUUCAGGACAUUCAACCACACAGGACUGUAUGGGCCUGACAUUGGGCAACCUCGGAAACACCCGAUUAUUACCAUGCUGAAAGGAUUUCUUGAGACUGGAGGGAAAGUUCUUGAUGCGGUCACCUGGCACCAUUAUUAUGUGAAUGGGAGGAACACAUCACUGAAGGACUUCCUGAGCCCCCAGGUGUUAGACAGCCUUGUGUGGAGAAUUAAGGAAAUUCUUAAGGUUGUGGCUAAAACUGUUCCCGGUAAGAAAGUAUGGUUGGGUGAGACCAGUUCAGCUUUUGGAGGAGGAGCUCCUGACCUAUCGGAUAAAUUUGUAGCUGGUUUUAUGUGGUUGGACAAACUUGGGCUGUCCGCUAAACUGGGUAUUGAUGUUGUCAUCAGGCAGGUUUUGUUUGGGGCAGCAUACUACCAGCUGGUGGAUUGGCAUCUUGAUCCUUUGCCCGAUUACUGGCUUUCCCUAAUUUAUAAAAAACUGGUAGGCACCAAGGUACUGAAUGUAUCUGCUACACACAGUGAUGGAAACAAGGGAACUCUGCGUGUGUACAUGCACUGUACCAAUCCCAAUAGUGAAACCUAUCAAAAGGGAGCUGUGACGAUGUUUGCUUUGAACUUGAGUACCCAAGACAAGCAGAUCCUUCUGCACUUUGGCCUGUUCAACAAAAUUACUCAGUUCUUGCUGCAACCUGGUGAAAGUGAGGAAGGAUUAUAUUCACAGUCCGUUAAACUCAAUGGUCAGCUACUCAAGAUGGUGGAUCACAGGACCUUGCCUGUUAUCAAGGGUAAAGCACUUCAGGCAAGAAGUCCAAUCAUUCUCCCUGCACAAUCUUAUGCAUUCUAUGUGAUUCAAGAUGCCAAUGCACCAGCAUGUCUAUGAACCAACAUCAACACAAUGGAUUUGUAGUGACUCACCGUCCGAGCAAGCGAACCAGCUCGGCGGUCAGGUCACGCGUCGUCGGAGCGGCGAGGCCCAAGAUGGCAUUGGGCCUUCGUCUUCCCCGAGCAACAGGGAGAACCCGCACGCGGGGAAGGUUUGAUGAUGUAACGUAUAUGUCAUUUCCAUUUUCGGUGGGUGGGAACAGUCUCUCCUAAAAGGCCCGUGCAAGGCGGGAAAAUAAACCAGUUCUUGUUCUGAAA
This is a messenger RNA of Pristis pectinata (smalltooth sawfish), 2033 nucleotides long. It is a transcript of the gene hpse, whose product is annotated as heparanase. The record is from RefSeq and is a predicted model, not a curated record. Gene Ontology annotation, molecular function: hydrolase activity, acting on glycosyl bonds. The transcript has 13 exons. Gene Ontology annotation, cellular component: extracellular matrix; membrane. NCBI's taxonomy places the organism in Eukaryota, Metazoa, Chordata, Chondrichthyes, Rhinopristiformes, Pristidae. Bases 154 to 1773 code for a protein of 539 amino acids.